GUGCAGCAUGCAAUGGGAAAAUUGAGACAAGACAGGCCAGUCAUGAUGAAGUCAAACAUCUUCCAGAAAUGGCCAACUCUAAAACAGGCUAUGCGCAUGAUCUAAACUGCACCUUCCUUCUGGAGUCCAGCAUCGAUUCUGAUGCUAUUGAAGUUACCCUCAGUGGUCGGAUGGUGACCAGGGAUAUGUUCGAGUGUGAGAGCGACGCAGUUACUUUAUAUGAUGGUAACAGCACUAGAAGCCCUAUCAUCACCACGUGGUGUGGAGCAAAUGGGCAGGGGAAGCGAUACACCAGCAAGGGACCAAAGAUGCUGGUAGUUGUCAACACUGACAGCCACACCAGUUACCAGGGAGUCAAGAUCAAAUACUACACGGUGCCACAGAUGGGUGGCUGCAGUGUGGUCACAGAAAUGGAGGUUAACACAACAUUUCAAUACUUGACGUCACCAAACUAUCCCUUCUACUAUCCCUUCAAUAGCUACUGUGAGUUCAAACUAUUGGCACCCGAGGGACAUUUCAUACGGUUUGAAGUCAUGGAUUCAAAAAUAGAAGAUGACUGUAGCGACACUGUGCGAGUCUACAGCGGACUGGAAAAGAAGUAUGAGAAAUACUUGGGGCGCUGGUGUGGCGACGAGAAGCCCAAAUAUAAAAGUGAAGGGAGAGAAAUGCUGAUUGUUUUCUCAGCAGAUGAUAAUCUUAACAGUGGAGGUUUUCAUGCCAGGUUUUAUGCAGACAAAGAUACCAGUAGUAACUACCUCAUACCUGCCAUUGUUGGAUCUCUCCUGAUUGUGAUAACCAUCAUUGUCAUUGUUAUCGUUGUCAUCUAUAUAUUUAUACGACGCAAAAAGGGAAGCCAUGGUAGUACCUCAGUAUGUGUAAAAUAG
Messenger RNA from Candidula unifasciata, 884 nucleotides. Lineage: Eukaryota; Metazoa; Mollusca; Gastropoda; Stylommatophora; Geomitridae. The record is from the annotation of a GenBank genome assembly.